Molecule: messenger RNA, 1038 nt
Organism: Lodderomyces orthopsilosis Co 90-125
Lineage: Eukaryota; Fungi; Ascomycota; Pichiomycetes; Serinales; Debaryomycetaceae
Exons: 1
Coding region: 1-1038 (345 amino acids)
Source: RefSeq, a predicted model, not a curated record
AUGGACUGGACUACAGAUAAUCAAAUACAAUUGGAGGAUUAUGUCAAAACGUAUCUUGGCCAACUAACAGAUAUUUCUAAAUUUUUUACCAAUAUGGAUUUGGAGAAAGUGAUCAAAACAACACACUUCAACGAUGUUGAGCUUAUUAAGUUGAAAAUUGACGAAUUAUUUGACCACAUGGUAAUGGAUAAUGACUUACAUCUUUCAAAAUUUGUCUCACGAUGGGGCAACAAGGAUUCGCCUUUGUUUAGGGAAGUAUCAAAAAUGAUUAAUUCCGUUGGACUUGUACCUUUCAGGGAGGCAGUACAAGAGACCUCUGCAAAUGUGGAAACUCAACUGCCUACUCCAGGAGUUGAGGCUAGACCGAAAGCCUAUGACAUGCCCAAGUUAACCAAGAAUCAGAGACGACUAUCGCUUGAAUUGAUGCAAUCUAAACCUAAAUCCCCUACUACAGGCAACGAAGGACAAUUGGCUACCACAGCCGCUACAAGUAUAACCAACCUAAAUGUAAUGACUAGGUCUAAACCUGUUUUAGACCGUACAUUCAAUGGUGUGCGAGCUUCAACAACGAAACCGGAGUUGAGAAACAGGCGUACAUCAAUUGUUGGAGAACAGCUCCCCAAGUAUAUACGUGAGCAAUUAAAUCAAGAACAGCCUGUUCAAAAGAUCACGCCGAAGACGUCAGUUCGAAAAUUACUACAGAAUAAUCUACCGACAAUUUCUGACACACGAGAGGUUUCGCGCAAGCCAUCCAGGUUACAAAACUUAGUCACUACUUCUCAGUCCUUAUAUGCACAUUCUAACGACGUGAAUUCCACUACAAACACAUCUGAAGUAGAGAAUCAACUACGGUAUGAUACAGAUGAUGAUGAUGAUAGAGAAUAUAUUCUGCCAGGUCUGUUGGCGAAAUAUUAUGGUGUCCAAUUCGAAGACGGAAGUGAUGUUGACUAUGACGAUGACGAAGAGGAUGUAGAUUUUGUCAAUGUUGGAGGGAGCAUAUCAAAUGAUGACGAAAAUGAUUAUCUAUUUAAAGUCUAA